Messenger RNA from Corylus avellana, 1409 nucleotides. The record is from RefSeq and is a predicted model, not a curated record. NCBI's taxonomy places the organism in Eukaryota, Viridiplantae, Streptophyta, Magnoliopsida, Fagales, Betulaceae.
AAAACUUCCAUUAAUUACAGAGGGGCCAUACACCAUCUUCAACUUCACUCCCAAAAUCAACGAUGGAAACUGGAAGCAACUCUGUAGAUCAAGAAGCCUGUAAUCACGUCGUCACGAUUUGGGAAGUGGACAAGGAGCGGCUUGCCCAGAUGGAAAAGAGGAUCUCCGAGACCACCCCACAAUUACUAAGCAUAGCCGCCGGUAGAAGCAGUUGUUGCAUCUUUAGAGUCCCCCAGAGCCUAAUCGACAUCAACGGCAAGUCGUACCAGCCCCGCAUAGUCUCCAUCGGGCCCUACCACCGCGGCCAGCCUAAUCUCCAAAUGAUGGAGGAGCACAAGUGGUGCUACCUCCGUUCUUUACUCUCCAGGACCAAGGAAGCCAAAGGUAUAACCUUAGAGGACUACUUGAAAAGCAUACACCCACUUGAAAAGGUUGCCAGAGAGUGUUAUUCAGAAACCAUCCACCUUGGCACCGACGAGUUCCUGGAGAUGAUGGUUAUCGAUGGUUGUUUUAUGAUUGAAUUGUUUCGCAAGGUUGACAAUACGGAACUGUUCGAACCGGAAGAUCCUCUCGUGACUAUGUCGUGGAUAUUACCGUUUUUCUACCGGGACUUUCUCCGGCUCGAGAAUCAAAUCCCUUUCUUUGUUCUCGAACGGUUGUUUGAAAUUUCCAAAACACCGGAUGAGGAGUCCGGCCCAUCUUUGUCCUUGCUCGCUAUGCGAUUCUUCAACAACAUAAUGCAAAGACCAGACCAAGUCAUAGAGAGGUGUCAUAAUCUCAAAGGCCUGCAUUUGCUGGAUUUGGUUCGGUCAAGUUUUAUCCCGCACGAUGAAGAAUCGCCACAACAAGAUGUGAACGCCCCCUCGCAUAUUAUUCACUGCGUCUCGAAGCUCCUCCGUUCGGGGAUCAAGCUCAAUCCGGGCAAGGCAGAGAGCUUCUUGGUGGUGAAAUUCAGGCGCGGCGUGAUUGAGAUGCCCAGCAUAACCAUCGACGACUUCAUGAGCUCUUUAUUACUCAACUGCGUGGCGUUCGAGCAGUGCCACAACAGCCGCCCCAAGCACUUUACCACUUACGCGACUUUGUUGGAUUGCCUUGUGAACACGGCCAAGGACGUGGAGUACCUUUGCGACCGCAACAUCGUUGAGAACUACUUAGGCACCGAGGCGGAAGUUGCGCGGUUCAUCAACAAUUUAGGCAAGGACGUGGCGUUUGAUAUUAAUGUUUGUUAUUUGUCGAAAUUGUUCAAUGACGUGCACAAAUAUCACGGGAACACUUGGCAUGUUCAGUAUGCGAGCUUCCAGUAUACGUAUUUUAAAACGCCGUGGUCGUUCAUUUCGGCAGUGGCUGCGUUUGUGCUUUUAGUGCUCGCGUUUUUGCAGACCUUUUACACCAUCUAUUCUCCCCCCUGA